This is a messenger RNA of Owenia fusiformis, 1203 nucleotides long. Lineage: Eukaryota; Metazoa; Annelida; Polychaeta; Sabellida; Oweniidae. The record is from the annotation of a GenBank genome assembly.
AUGGCGCGCGUACACUACCUGACGUUAUUGGCUUUUUCUAUUACAUAUGUAUCCUCGCAGGUCACCCUCACCGUGACGGGCCCCACAGCACCGGUUAAAGAGGGCGACACUGUUGUCUUCACAUGUACUUUCGUCGGAGGCCUGCCAAAGUUUAAAAUCCCCCAUGUUAUCAAGACGGUAGAUGGAGAUACAGGCGACCCCUAUCCUAUCAGCUUAGAUACAAGGAUUAUUGUACCACCAUUUGGUGCCACAAAUCGAUAUUCUGUCAGUUUUCGAGAGGAAGGAAAUAACCUGGAUAUCGGUACUAUUACCAUAACAGGCGUACAGGGUGAGGACGGUGGAGGUGGGAUUGGUUGUAGCGUCCCUGGUGAGGUUAGCCCCGUUACUGUCCCACUAGACGUCAUGGUUUCACCAAAAGAAGUUUACUUCAAUAAUGUCAAUAAUGCUUCAUCUGGGAGUGUGAUUAAAGUGAAUGAAUAUGACCGCGUGAAUCUAGAGUGCCACUCUAAUGGGUCUAAUCCAGCACCAGAUAUGAAGAUCUUCCUGAUUGAAAAUGCAAACAACUACCUGAACUUAACCGAAUCUUGGUCCAGAAGGUCGCAGCAGCCGGUCCCUCGAUACAAUAACGAUGGGCUGGUGACCAUUCUGCAUCACACCUGGAUGAGCAACAUUGAGACGAUCGAGUAUUACCACAACAGGAAGGAGCUCAGGUGUGAUUCCAGUGUCCCCAAUCUGCCAACCAAAUCUGCAUCAAUCACGUUCGACGUUAUUUUUGCCCCAAAGUUCAACUGUAGCCAGAUCCAGCACCCACUUUCUGGUAAUAGGGAGGCGAUGAUAUCAUGCCCUGUUGCUGCCAAUCCAGAUCUGAUCAAUGAUGAGACAAUUGUUCAGUGGCAAUGGACGGAGAAUGAGAACAUGCAGACUCUGAACCCGAAGAUCAAUCAGGAGAUGAGGGAGUAUAGGGCACAGAUGAUGAGGUCUGACCAGGACAGUAACGUGGUUAAUGUAUAUCUUGAGAUAAGGGAUCUCGCCAACAGUCACUACAGAACCUACAACUUGUAUGUAAAAAACAACAGAUAUGAAGCCACACACAACAUCACUUUAGAAAUAGAUAGAACCAGUGGAACAUCAACUCUCUCAUUCACUGGAUAUCUCAUGUCAAUUAUGUCAGUUCUGUUCGUUUUGACCACUUCAUGGGUGUAA